CCUGGCAACCCUGAUCAACGUUUCCAUCGCGCCCUGUUCUGAUACACGUGGAAACCAUCGGUUCCAUGUUCUCCCUUCCUCGUCACACGGUCCGGUAAACUGCUACCAGGGAGCCGAAAAAUAACGGGACACCCACACCUUUUUUCUCCACUACAGUAUUUUUCUUUCGGACGGUGAAUUCAGAUGAGACAGCGCAACUGUAAUUUGUUGUCUUGGAUGAGCCGUGUCAGAAAAUGCAGUAUGAGAUGACAUCGGCAGUGAAAAGAAUAGCGUGAUAUAUUUUGUUUAGAUCUGAAAUGAGCACUAUUGAUAAUGUGCGAUCUGUUUGAUGACAUUUUGUGAAGAAUUGAAAGCGUUUCGACCGAUUAGACCCAGUGUUGGGAGACACUUACAACGACAACGACACUGGAUUUGGGCGCUUAUCACAAAUGACAGACGUCUCUUUCUUAUUACGCUAUAUUCCAUAUAUUGACCAUGUUUGAUUAGACUACAGUCUACAUUUUUAGAUGAUCUUGAAUAGAUAUAAUCGCGAUUGAAUAGAAAUCAUUGUGCCCCUUCAAAGCACUGCAAAGAGCAUAGGCUACCCCGUUCUCUUCAUCAAUGAUGCAACGAUGAGCUUUCAUAACGGCAAAUCGGCACAAUGUACUAGUAACUACUAGUCUAUUACGCUACUAUUUAUUUUGAACACAUUUUUAUAAAACAUAGAAGAAAAGUAAAUGAACAUUGCACAGCUAAAUCAUUUCAAUAAAAUCAUGGAUUAUUGAUCUCCAAACUGCAGGCACAAUACAUUUUAUUUUAUUGCCUGAACAAUCUGAACAGACACAAUUUCCCUCCAGUAAAACUGAGAGCAGAACUUCACUGUAAUGUUGGACAUUAAAAUGAAGGAGGCGUGUCGGAUCUGCGCCCGCGAGCUCUGUGGUAAUCAGCGGCGAUGGAUCUUCCACCCGGCCUCCAAACUCAACCUGCAGGUGCUGCUGUCCCACGCCCUGGGCAGAGAGCUGACCCGUGAUGGCCGGGGGGAGUUUGCCUGUUCCAAGUGUGCCUUCAUGCUGGACCGCAUGUACCGCUUCGACACGGUGAUCGCCCGCGUGGAGGCUCUGUCCCUGGAGCGCCUGCACAAGCUGCUGUUGGAGAAGGACCGGCUGAGACAGGGUAUAGGAGGCUUGUACUGGAAGAACAACACAGAGGACCAGACCCAGGAUCAGACUGGGAUGGGAAUGGGGAUAGGGCUCGGGGGUACUGGGGCUGGAGGGACAGAGAGUGGUGGGCGGUCUGAGGGUGACUCCCCUGUGGUGGACCUCUCAGCCCUGCAGGAGGCCAGGUACAGCUCCCUGCUUCAGGGCGACCUGGCCUAUUCUGUGUACGAGUCCUGGGCCGACCACGAGGACCAGCAGAGUCCGGCCCCGGAUCACCAGCACCACACCCAGCAUCAUCACCCUCAAUGCUCAGGAUCAGAGACUCUGUCUGGGCAUUGCUCCAGGCGGUGCAGAGGGUGUGCGGCUCUCCGUGUGGCCGACUCUGACUACGAGGCCGUGUGUAAGGUGCCUCGGCGGUUAGGCAGGAGGAGCACGUCGUGUGAACCCUCCACCCGCUACUUAGGCAGUGCCAUGGGGGGUAAGGAGACCUCCACAGGGUCAGAGUCCACGCCUGUCCCCUCCGACUCCCCUCCCAUGGGGCCAGAGAGCGACAGGACCCUGUGCGAUGGGGACACAGAGAGGAUAACCCUCAGCCCGGGCUCAUCGAUAGAAUCUCAGGACACAGCCGUGGACGUGGCUCAGCCCUGCACCGCUCACCAAGUUGGGGAAGAGGAAGAGCAGAGAGAGGGAGGAGAGAAGGACCCAGGGAGGGAUCAGAGGAGGGACCCUCGUCUCCAGGGGGAUGAUGCCCCCAGGGAGGGGUCAGUCUCUGGGUUGACCAUGGAGCUGGCUCUAAGUCUAGUGAGGAUCUGGGAGUACAGACCUCUAAAAUCCCCUCAAGGCAGCAAGCUCCCUAUCCUGGUCAAACCCAAACUGGAGACGGGCCUCCCUGGGCUCCCCCUGUCCCUCAGAACCCCAGACUAUGACCUCUACUCCCACCCUGGUAUCCCAGAGCUGGUGAGCCCCAGCAGUCAGCAGGAGCUGCAGACAGAGCUGUCAGAGAUGGAGGAGCAGUGGCUUGAUGACUAUGUGCAGUGUGGCCCCUUCUGCUUCCAGCAGAGGCUGCUAGAUGAACAGCAAGGCCAGCUUCGUCAGUAUGAGACUGCUGCAAGUGAGUGUGUUACUGAGCUCCAGACGGCCCAGCUCCAGGUCCACUCUCUACAGGCCAAGAUCAGAGAGAGCGAGGCCAGGAACCAGAAGCUGCAGGUGCGACUCGGGGACAUGGAGUGUGAGCUGCGCUUGGUCAGAGAGAAGGCCCAGAGACAGGAACGAAACGUCCUCAACCUCACUGACACUGUCAACAGCAAGGAGACUGAGGCAGCAGAGUUGUACCGGGUCAUAGAGGAGCAGAAUAACGUGCUGUGUUCUUUGAAAGAGCUGGCCAACAGAACCGAGGUCCAGACACUACAGGUGUCUGGGGCAGAGUUAGUGCGAGGGCAGGGGGAGGUGCUGGCCCUCCAGGGCUCUCUGUUCCAGGCCCAGCUGGAGCUGCAGGAAGGCCAGAGGGCCCAGCGUCAGGCCACCAGGAGGGAGGAGGACCUCACCAGAGCCCUGCACCGCCUGGAGACAGACCUACAGGGAGUCAUGGAGCACAGACACAGUACUGAGAGACACAACCAGGACUUGCAUCUGGUGCUUGAGAAAGCUCGAUCAGAGCUGCAGCGGAAAGAGGAACAGCUGAAAGAGAAGAAGGGAGAGAGACGGAGAGAGGAGGAGGAGAGGGAGAAGAGCAUCCGAGAGCUGAGGACCUCGCUACAGACCAAAGAGCAGCUGUUGCAGGAGUACUCCGAGUUGUUGGACCAACAGCAGGACCCUAGGGAGAAGAGAGACACUCUCUUCACCAAACUGAAAGAUCGCAUCAAGGACAGGGACAGAGCACUGGAGCGAGCGGUGGAUGAAAAGUUCCGCUGUGUGGAGGAGAAGGAGGGAGAGAUGCGUCGGCUACAGCUUCUUCUCAGAGAGAAAGAGAGAGACCUGGAGAGACAACACUGUGUACUGUCCAACAACGAAGAGACCAUCACGAGUCUGGAAGUGCUGGUGCGUGGGAAGGGUUUGGAGCUGGAGCAGGUGUGUGAGGCAUGGAGGAGUGUACAGCGCCACCAUGAGGGCAGGGAGGAGAGACACAGCCGCAGCCUGAGAGAGAGAGACACGCUCAUCAGCCAGCUACAGAACGCCCUGAACACACGUACCAAUGAGGCUGAGGACCUGACCGGAGCCCUGCUAGGUAAGGUGAAGGCAGGUCCCAGUGAGGUGGUGGAGGAGCUGAAGGCUCGCCUCUCUCUGAAGGAGAAACUGUUCCAGGAACUGUUGUCCGACCGCGGCCGCCAGGCCCAGGAGCAUCACUCACAGGUCCAAGACCUGCUCAACACCAUCGGCACCAGAGACCAGUACAUCCAGGAAUCGGCAGGUCGUCUGGGUGAGGUGAUGAGUGAGCAGACUGUACGUCUCCAGGAGCUCCGCAGACAGCUAACCUCUUGCUCCCUGGCCUAUGGGUCUCAGCUAGACCUCCAGGGUCCAGACUUCCAGGGGACCAGCCAGGACCUCCGGGCCUUGCAGGAGGAACUGCGUCUGGCUCUGAGGAGGGAGAGGGAGGCCCAGGCUGAGCUCACGGGCCUCAGGACCCAGGGCACUGCCAGGCCAGCUGACAGGCAGGCAGAGUUUGAAGAAUUCAGCUCGGAGGACAGUGAUAAUGUUGAGGUCAACAGUAACUAUGCAGAGAGCAUGGAGGAAGAGGACUCCAAACUGACAGCUCGAACCCUAGCCACCAUGCAGAACUCUGGAGGACCUGGGAAGGGGAAGCUAUCCCAGGAGGCAGUGGGAGAGGCCCAGGGGCUGGUGAAGCAGCUGUUGCAACAGAAGAGGGUGGUGGAGAGAGAGCUGCAGGAGCUCAAGGCUCAGCUGGAGAAGGCUGGCUUCUCCCUGUCCAGGAUGAGGAAAUCCCUCUUCAGCCUACGCAUGGAGAACACGGAGUUGAGGUCUCAUCAGACAGAGAGACAGUCAGAGACAGACCCCAGGGAUGAACAGAGAUUCCUGGAAGAAGGGAGGGAUAAAGAAAAGCUGGAUGUGGAGGAGGAGGAAGAGCAACUGUGUGGGGUUGAUCGAUCUGAUGGCUGGGAGGAUGAGCGUCUGUCCCAGGGGAAGCACUGUGCCCCCAGGCCCACCUUGAGAGACCCUGGCCUGGGGAAGAGACACUGCACUAGGCCUGUCUCUCUGGACCUGGGAGCCCUGCUGUCCCACUCCACACAGGAAGGGGGAGACAUCACACCAAAUUAUACUCUAAUAACACGUGCUACUGUAUGUACGGGGGAUGAUGAUGAGGAGGAGGCAGGAGGAGGAGAAGCUGGAGACAGGAAGCAGAGCCCCACGGAAACUGUGAUGGUUGAGAAUGCGGUGCGGCUCCGGCUGGAGAGCAAGGAGCUGCAGGAGAGACUCAUGGUUUCUGAGGCCACUGUGGAGGCUCAGGCUGAACAGCUCAAAGACUACAGAGAUCUCCUGAUGGAGACGUCUGUGCAGCAGGACAGUAAGCAGGUCCAGGUGGAUCUACAGGACAUGGGCUAUGAGACGUGUGGUCGCAGUGAGAACGAGGCUGAGAGGGAAGAGACCAGCAGCCCAGAGUUUGACGAUCUGGCGAUGUGCACGUCUCUGGAAUGCGGCGGCUCCCAGUGGUGGUCAGGCGUUGUGCAUCCUGGGAAGGCCAGUCCUCCAACAUCAACCUCCGAGGCUGAUGACUUGACAUCUCUCCAGCGAUUGGUGGAGGACCUGCGCUCGCAACUCUCCCGCUCCCAGAUGGUGAUCCGGAGCCUCCAGGGCCGCCUGCGCUCCCUCUCCACCUCCAGUGACCCCUUUGGCCCCUCCAACGGCCCCUCCACCCCCCGCAAGGUCAAUUGGGCCAUCCAGUUCCAGUCCUCGCCCUCCCAGAGCGGCCUGGAUGAGGACGAGGGCUGGGAGUCGUCUGGUGGGGGUCUAGGGCCCUCCUCACAUCACCCCAAACCCGACAAUGAUCUCCAGGAGCUGGUGUUUCGCGUGGGAGCCCUGGAGGACCAGCUGAGGAAGGGCAAAGGGACCCAAGCAGGGACUCCAGGGCUCCCUGCAGAGGGAAAGGCUUCCAUCUGGCCUGGGCCUGGGAAGUUUGAUACCCUAAUACAGGCGCAGGCCCGUGAGCUGUCGCACCUGCGCCAGAGGAUGCGAGAGGGGCGUGGCGUGUGCCACAUCCUGACCCAGCACCUGGGCGACACCACCAAGGCCUUUGAGGAGCUGCUGCGUGCCAAUGACGUUGACUACUACAUGGGCCAGAGCUUCAGAGAGCAGCUGGCGCAGAGCAGCGCCCUGGCAGAGAGAGUCAGCACCAAGAUCAGCGGACGUGAGUGGAGAGGGGAUCAUCCAGAGAUUCAUGAUGACAAGACUGGCACAGAGCUGCUCGCCAUACGGCUGAGUAAGGAACUCCAACAGAAGGACAAGGUCAUCGAGUCUCUCCAAGGCAAACUCAACCAGCGCCAGCCUCGUUCUGACACACCCUGCAGUAGCCGUGCCCUCUCCGACACCACCGACCAAUCAGACCGCAUCUCAUUUGUGUCUGAUGAUCAGGGCUCCACCAAUGAGGGGCUGGAGCUGUGCUCGGACGUAGACGCAGCCAGCGAGUAUGGCCAGGAGGACAGACACGCCUCCCCUAGAGCUAGUACAGAUUCUCACUGUAACAGUGUACCCAUGUCACGCCACCCCUCCACCCCUCCGUCCAACACUUCAUCCCACGGACACCAGUCCUCCAUCCGCUGUCUCAGCAGGCAGCCGUCAGGGGACACACAGACACAGACAGGGUUUUCAGUUCCAUCAGCCAAGCCGUUUGUUGGCUUCCAGAUGUCGGCAGAUCCCUCCAGUUACCUGCCCCAGCCUCUGUCCUACCAUACCUUCCACCCGUCUCCUCACAGUGGCCCCAUGAAGGCAGGAACCAGCCUCCUGGAGAGCAGUGCAAUGUGGGACAUGGCUUACAGCGCUCAGCCAAUUAGAAUUGGCGCUGCUGAUUUGUCAUCAGGGUCGUCAGGAUACCAGUCUGGCACCAGCCAUACAGGUUCUGACCUAUUGAAGGAGCAGCUGAGGGAGAUCAGGAGUCUACGUCAACGCCUGGAGGAUUCCAUCCAGACCAAUGACCGCCUCCGACAGCAGCUGGAGGAGAGACUGGUCAACCAAGCCAGAGACAAAGGUGCCCCCACCAACAUCUACAUCCAGGGCUUGGACUCUGUCAGCCAGCUUUCCAGUGAGAUCAGAGCUCUGAAAGAGGAGAACCUCAGCCUGCAGGCCCGACUCCAACAGGCCAGCAGAGACAGCAGUAAGGAGGCGGAACAGCUGCGGGAGGCGUUGCUGUUGGGGCGUGCCCGUGUGAAGGAGGCAGAGUUAGAGACCGAGCGGUGGGCGGAGCAGGGCAGGAAGCUGCAGAAGCAGACACAGGCUCAGACCCUGGAGAUCACCCAGCUGAAACAGGACAGGCAGAACGACCAGGAGGCCAUCAAAAGGUUGCAGCACGAGGUGAAUGUCUUUGAGCAGCAGGUGUGUGAGAGCCGUGGCCUUAUCCACUCUCUACAGUAUAAGCUCCAGAUGUACCACAGAGUGUGUGGCGUCCCCAAGAAUACACAUACAGGUGAGGGGUCACACUCAGGGGAGUCUGCGCCCUUUGACCCCAAGGACCUGCAUGUUCCGCUGGGGCAGCAGUUGACCUCUGCGACAUGCCCUCCUGGAGCGAGGAGACAGCUCUUCCACGACCCGGCUCUCUCUCCCCCUGUCCGAGAGACUGGACUCUUGAGCCCUGCUUCCCAUCUCUCCCCCACACUGGAACCCCAGGAGGCUGACUCUUCUCUGGAGGGCCAAGCCCCAGACGGCUCUUUUACAAACCGUAAUGGCCGCCACGCUGUGGGGCAUGUUGAUGACUUCCAUGCCCUACAGCAGCAGAUCCUGGAGGGACACGUCCUCAUCGGCAACAUGGAGACUGCCCUCCAGGCCACUGCCAACUAUGCCCUGCUGGAGCUCAGCCUGGAUAAGGCUGCGCACCCUGGCUUGGCGAGUAGACUGCUGACUAGCACUAAGACCCUGCGGCAGAUCCUUGAGGAAGCCAUCUCCUUGCUCAGAAUGUUCUGGAGGGCAGCCCUGCCCAGUUGUGAGGGGUACUCUCAGAGCACCAAGGAGCUGUUUCUAAAGGAUGAGGUCCACAUGCUCCGUCAGCGGGUCUCACAGCAGGAGGAGGCUCUAAGGGACGCCAUGGAGACACUGAAGAGCUCCAACCGCACCAAAGACAGCAUGGAACACUUCAUCGUCAGCCAACUGUCGACAACAAAGGAUGUCUUGAAGAAGGCACGGACAAAUUUAGAGGAGAACAAGCAGAGAAUGUCCUCCCUUGGCCUCACUUCUCCCCCCCUUCCUGCUCCUCUUCCUCCUGUCCCUGGGUUGGUAAAGGUGAAAUCCCAAGAGGCUUCUGCGAGCUCACCCAUUCUGCUGGUUCGGGUGUUGUGAAGCAACAGAUAAAGGCUCCAUCACCCAGAACUCCUACCGUGGCCCAGUAAUACCCAGGGUCUGACCCAGGGGGUUAACAGACUGCACCCUCCACAGCCAGCCUCUUUGUGAUGCACCAGCUUCAGCCUCCUCCUAAUACUGGGAGACAGAACAGGACUCUUCCUGUUUAAAAGGAAACAAAGUACAUAACAGGUCUCUGCUUAAAUAGGGGGGACACUACAGUUGAGGGGAGACGGUCUGAUAGUCAGUAGAGGUUCAACCAGGUACUCUCUGUGAUGUCGACGACUGCCUAUCUCAGGUGUUAUGUAUAGCUUUUGUAGGUGCUACGAAGGUUUCUCAACUGAAGUGUAUCCCCUAUUUUACCUGAUAUACAGUACCAGUCAAAAGUUUGGACACACCUACUCCUUCAAAGGUUUUCUUUAUUUUUACCAUUUUCUACAUUUGAGAUAAUAGUGAAGACAUCAAAACUAUGAAAUAACACAUAUGGAAUAAUGUAGUAACCCAAAAAAGUGUUAAACAAAUCAAAAUAGAUUUUAUAUUUGAAAUUCUUCAAAGUAGCCACCUUGCCUUGACAGCUUUGCACACUCUUGGCAUUCUCUCAACCAGCUUCAUGACGUAGUCACCUGGAAUGCAAUUCAAUUAACAGGUGUGCCUUGUUAAAAGGUAUUUUUUUGAAUUUCUUUCCUUCCCAAUGCGUUUGAGCCAAUCAGUUGUGUUGUGACAAGGUAGGGGUGGUAUACAGAAGAUAGCUCUAUUUGGUAUAAGACCAAGUCCAUAUUAUGGCAAGAACAGCUCAAAUAAGCAAAGAGAAAUGACAGUCCAGUCCAUUCCAUUUUUUUUUAUGAAAAUGCGUUUUUUUGGCAGAAAUGCUUUCUCGAACAUGUGAACUUUCAUGUGCCUUAGUAACAAACUUGUAUGCCAUCAGUAAAUAUGAAUAAACUUGUUAAAUUAAGAGCCUUGUUGGUUAAGCCACAGAAAAAGUCAGCAACCUUCCCACUAGCCAUGAUUGGCUGAGAAAAUGAGUGGGCUGGACAUGUCGAGAGAUGAGUUCGCAUUGGUCUGCCAUAUAGAAGGCUUUUUUCUGUCUAUUUGAGCUCGUCAGUCUGUGUUGGUAAUCCUGUCGAACACAGCUUUUUUUAAUGCAUUGUGUAGUGGAGCUGCAUAAUUGUUGCUCUCCACUUUCUGGAGGAUCAAGUUUUGAAAUAAGUGGAAUUAGAGUAUGAUAGCUACAUCUUCAAACUAAGGGCAACCGUUGUAUGGCAAUUCCUGACAGGGAGAUGCGUCCAUCAUGCAUGGAUACCCCCACUCUCAACUUAAACUGGUGACUGAACUAAGAUUUGUUUAAGGCAAUGGUAUUGCUGUUGUGAUUAAUUGUGUAGUUUUGGGUACCGGUAGUUAGGAGUAUGGCAAACACUUUAUUUAUUUUCUAGGAGACAGUCAGUGAGGGUGGUGAAAGGGAAAGAGCCAGGAAGAGAAACUUCAGAGGACAGUGCCACAUCCACGGCAGGACCAGGUGUCAACCUUGUUGCCAGCAGCAUCAGUAUAGGGGACAGUGGCACAGCAUUGUCCAGUUACCUCAGUGAUGGCACAAAACCAAAUCAGCCACACCCACAAUUUAUAGAACCGCAAACUCUUGCCAACAGAGGGUUGACGUUUCAAGAGAGAUGGUUUCGCGAUUUCCCCUGGCUACAUUAUAAUCCAUCAAUAAAAGGAGUGUUGUGUUUUCACUGUAGCCAAGAGAUUUCAAGCCAGCCAUCUUUUGGCCAAAGAGCAGAUGCUGCCUUCAUUAGUGCAGGAUUUAGGAAGUGGAGAAAAGCCAUUGAAAAAUUCACAGCACAUCAAAACUGCCAAACCCACCUCCACUUUGUAACUGUAACAGCACACCAGCUAAAUCCAAUCAGUGCCCAGUUAUCCAGCGCGUGGGCUAAACAGCAGGAGGACGCAAGGCAUUGCUUGAUGAAAAUUGUUAGUUCGGUGCGGCAUGUAUUAAGACAGGGACACGCCUUUAGAGGCCACACGGAAGACAGUGGGAAUUUAUAGCAGCUUUUAAAAGUUAGGGCAGAAGAGGAUGAUCCCAUUUUACUGAAGUGGUUUACAGAGCGUACCACAAUGUACACAAGCCCCAAAGCGCAGAAUGAAAUUCUGAACAUUAUGGCCAAUACAGUCAUUCAAGGCAUUGCAGCUGAGAUUAGGUCUCUUCCAAAUGUACACAUUUCAGUAAUUGUUGAUGGUACUCAAGAUGUCUCUGGUGCUGAACAGGAGAGUAUCUGCCUGCGUUAUGUUGACCACGACCUUGUCCCUCACAAGGAGUUUAUUGGGCUUUUCAGAGUGUCGGAGACAACAGGCGAGGGCAUUGCGAAAGUGGCAACUGAUGUGUUGUUGAGGCUCAAUUUGCCCAUGUCUGGCUUAAGUGGGCAGAGUUACGAUGGUGCCGCAAACAUGGCAGGAAAUACACAGUUGCACAGGCAAUUGUGAGGAGGCAGCAGCCAUUAGCCCUCUAUGUGCAUUGGGGAGCACACUGUGUGAAUCUGAUUACACAGGCUGGCUGCUCAGCCUCCCCACUGAUCCGGGAUUCCCUUUCUUGGGUCCAUCAGUUAGGUGUCCUCUAUGGCCAGUCAGGAAAGUUCAAGAGCAUGUUUGAAUCAAUUGCCACGUCCGGAGAUACACGUCUGAUCACCCUGAAACCCAUAUGUCCAACAAGGUGGGCUGUGCGGAAUACUGCUAUUAGACCUGUGCUAGGGCAGUAUGAGCAGGUACUAAGCAGCCUAGAGGAGAUGUCAAAAACUGAAUCCAAAACAGCUUCAACUGUCAGUGGCUUGAGCACUUCAGCAAAGGCAAGCCUGUGUUGGGCCUCACACUUGCCUCUGCUGUUCUUGGAGAGCCUGAAUGCCUAAACAUUUCACUGCAGAAGAAAACCCAGACUGUCUCUGGUAUGCAGGCUGCAGUCGAGUGUGUGCGGUCAUCUCUUAGGGGCAAGAGAAAUGAUGAAAGCUACCUUUGACUGUAUGAGAAAGCAACAACAUUGAUUGACUCCAUUGAAUCCAUUGAGACACACUCAAGACAAUUUGCUGGCAAAGCAGUGGUUCACUAUAGGGCACCAAGUGUUGGAUGGUGUGGAGGUUCAGUUUGGUGACCGUUUUGACCAGGACAGACGUCCUGCAAAAGUUGGAAAGAGCGCUUCUCACGAGGGAGUUGGAUGAGUCUCUAGAUCAGUACCCUGAGAUGAACAUAGAUUCUCUUUCAGUGCAGUUGCCUCUCUUUCGCAACAAAUACCCCUGUAGCAGCAGUGGAGAGGCAGCAGAGGUCCCCAGGAGACUUCCAGUGGAGGUGCAGGGGUUGUUUGACCAAGUUGAGGUGCUGAUCAGAAUUUUGAUUGUGGUGCCAGUGUCUUCAUGUGAGGCUGAGAGGAGUUUCAGUGCACUCCGCAGGUUAAAGACUUGGCUACGGGCUAGCAUGGGCCAAGAGAGACUGAACGGCGCAGUUGUCUGUAAUGUACAUAAAGACAGGCUGGACAGUCUCAAGAGCGAAAAUAUCUGCCAGCAAUUUGUUGGAUCCAUUGAAACACGCAUAUGUUCGGUUCUUUUGUUCAGUAGUGUGUAUAGCAGUGGUUCUCAACCUGUUUUGGGUCCUGGAACCCCUGCAUAUUUUGAGGCAAGGCGGGCAAGGUUUUGAGCGGUCCUCGGGGACCUCCACCCCCUCCAUAUUAUAUGUAAAGUUACUGGAAUCCUUGUGGUGCUGAAUACGUUCAUUACACUUUUUUAUUUCACGGACCCCUUCCAAUUACACCAGGGACCCCUAGGGGUCCACGUACCCCUGUUUGAGAACCCCUGGUGUAUAGUAUGAUAUUUUUGUUCAGUAGUUUUCAGUUUUUAGUACAUGACAGUACACUUACUAAUUAUUUAUUUUAUGUUAUUUCAUUUAAAAUGACAUACUUUGUGUGACAUACUUCUCCAUAGCUGCUGUUUGAAGAGUUGAGACACUGACUGAACAAUAAAUAAGUAUUUUUGAAUAAUA
Molecule: messenger RNA, 11648 nt
Organism: Salvelinus fontinalis (brook trout)
Lineage: Eukaryota; Metazoa; Chordata; Actinopteri; Salmoniformes; Salmonidae
Product: myomegalin-like
Exons: 32
Coding region: 864-7634 (2256 amino acids)
Cellular component (GO): nucleus; microtubule organizing center
Molecular function (GO): zinc ion binding
Source: RefSeq, a predicted model, not a curated record